Messenger RNA from Trachymyrmex septentrionalis, 1371 nucleotides. RefSeq lists its product as uncharacterized. NCBI's taxonomy places the organism in Eukaryota, Metazoa, Arthropoda, Insecta, Hymenoptera, Formicidae. Gene Ontology annotation, cellular component: cytoplasmic vesicle membrane. The record is from RefSeq and is a predicted model, not a curated record. Bases 9 to 1235 code for a protein of 408 amino acids. The transcript has 6 exons.
GAUAGUAGAUGCCUGAUAGUAGAAUUAUGGUGCGAGCUGCAAAGAGUCGAAUACUCGAUGCAUCAUUCGUGACGGCCACUCUGACAUUCACGUUGCUGCUGUUCGUCGAUCAAGUAAGAACGCUAUGCAAUGGAGAGCAUGUCUGUUCUCCUCCACAGGAAUGCUGUCCUCAUGGCUGUUGUUACAGUGCAUACUUUACGCCACCAGUGCAUCCAGUUCAUGUUUCAGAAAUGUUCAAUUUCAUGAUUUGGACUUAUUGGUACCUGUGGGUAGUGAUACUUGUAGCCUUAGCUGUAGCCGUAACAUACGGCUUUUGGCUAUGGAAACGUUACCGUUCGGCAUUGUCAGAAGAUGGCACGUCUUCGGAAAGAACGUCCACAGGACCGUGGUAUCCGCCUCCUCAUUAUAGCCGAUGUAGUUCCUUUGUUCAGGCACUACCACCACCAUACAAUGAGGUAACUGCAAAACCAGACCUUUAUCCCUUAGUAAUUGGCUACGAUGAUAGUUCGGGCAAAGGUACUUCUGGUUUUGUAAUGCGCUACUUCAGAUCGUUGUCGCAUGCAAGCACAUUGGAUUCGUUGAGCUCCAGUUUUAUGUGUAAUAUGGUAAAUGAAGCGAAUACUAUUAUUCCGCCACCGUAUUCUUGUAACAACAGCAUCGAUGAAUUAUCAGCAGUAGAGUGUGAAAGAAGAGAAACUGGCGACAUUGGUUCUAUUGUCUCCUUGACGAAUCACAGAACGACCUCUGACAUAUCAAGUCUUGGUGCUCAAUCACCUUGUUCUCCACCGAGGGCUACCAGUCCAACGAUAGAAUUGCGGGAAUUAUUGGAUAAGAUACAACAACUUCCUCAUUUAUCUAAUGGGCAUUCCACCACCAUGCAUUGCCAACAGAAUCAAGCCCCGGUCUUGUAUAUAACAAGUAGCGAUGGUAUUACGCAACAACGGCCUUUAAGUCCCAGCGACGUUGGUUCGUACAAAGUUAGAAGAACCAGGGGCAAGCUGUACAUGCCAUUGGGAUUGCCGAAUUCGCGAAGCAAAACGAAGCGAUGGUUAUCGCGCUCCGCACCAACAACACCUUCAGGUACAAUACCAAUGUCCUUCUUGCCAGGACAAAGCAGGAGGCCUUCAGAAACCGAAAACAACAAUCAACAAGCGGUGCCACUGCUUUACGAGCAAGACGAAAAUGAAACCAACAAUGCAGAUCAUCCAUCGGAUGUUCCAUUGCUCGCUGAAUAAGAAGAAGAACGACAAUCGAUAUGACACGGUGUCUAAACCGUUCGUGCCAUUUCGACAUCGCAAUGACUUUGCGUAAGGAUUAUCGAUUCUCUACACAUGUAUACACUCACAUAUACAUACACACAUAUACACAUAC